AUGCUUUCCCGAUUUAAAAGGGAAGUGGAUUUUUGGACCACAUCAAUCUCCACCGCAUAUCGAAAAACAACCUCUUUCUCUUUCUUUCUUUUGGGAUUCUUUCUCUCUCUCUCUCUCUCUCUUUACUCUUUCUUUUCAUCUCAUUCUUUGUACUUUAUCACAUCACUAUACUUUUUUUUGUCUGUUUUUCCCCCCUCAUCACAUUUUGUUUUGUACUCCCCCACUCCCAUCUCUUUCUUUGUACCCCCCAUCUCUUUCUUUGUACUUUUUCCACUGAUUUCUUUCUUUGUACUCUCCCCCUCAUCUCUUGCUUUUCUUUGUACUCUCCCCCUCGUCUCUUUCUUGCUUUUCUUUGUACUCUCCCCCCUCGUUUCUUUUCUUUGUACUCUCCCCUCGUCUUUUCUUUUUACUUCUCCCCUCCCCUCGUCUCUUUCUUGCUUUUCUUUGUACUGUUUUCUUUAUCGCUUUUGCUAG
This is a messenger RNA of Acanthosepion pharaonis, 474 nucleotides long. The record is from the annotation of a GenBank genome assembly. NCBI's taxonomy places the organism in Eukaryota, Metazoa, Mollusca, Cephalopoda, Sepiida, Sepiidae.